Molecule: messenger RNA, 1731 nt
Organism: Amoebophrya sp. A120
Lineage: Eukaryota; Dinophyceae; Syndiniales; Amoebophryaceae
Source: the annotation of a GenBank genome assembly
AUCGAAGAUCUGUCCAAGGAGAGGCCUUGAGUAUGUAUGGGUCCUCCUGUGUGUUUCUAUAGCCCUCGACACCAGUGUGCAUUUUCGAUUUCGACACCGAAACCGAUGGGAGAUUUUCUUUAUAUUGACGUAAAGCAAGGAUAAGGAAUAAACGCUUCUCUUUUCUCCUCUCUGAGGGCCCGAUUCGUUUUGUGGACUGACUCUCAGAGUAGUAAACUUAUUUCUGCGUUGUAGGACCUUUAGUGCUACCGAAAAAUAUGGAGUUACUCUGCCGCAACGGCGUAGCGGUUCCCGAGGGGGUGCGCGGCGCAUAUCGUCAGAAUCUUGUUCGACGAGUGACACGACCCUGUACGUCUGGAAGCCGCUCCUUGGCACGAAUGCAAUCCUUUCGAUUGCCUCUUGUUCUGGGGCGCCAAUUCCAAGUGCGGCACCACGGAUCUACCAAUGACGAGGCAAUGGCAAUGUUGCCAAAGCUAAAACAGUAUCGCGUUGGCAUUGUUGCCCCACAGCUAACAAUAGCAGCCUGCGUCGCCGCAGAGUUUUUGGGCAGUACUGAUCGCAUCCGAGUGACUUUGUUUUCGAACGAAGUUGGCUUCUUGCAACAAGGCAGGGACAGGGAGCAGGGGGCCGACGACGCAUCAAGCAGGUGCACCGAAGAAGGCGUUUUCACGGUUUCUACGCCAUGGAUUGGCGAGCGUGUUGUAGAUGGUGCGAACACUGAUGCCAGUAGUGUAGCAGCGGGACGAGGAGGGAAGUUGCAACGACCACGCCAUUUCAGCUACGCCUUGCAUGAUUGGGAAGGACGGGGGGUGUAUUGCAAGGACAGCCAAAAAAUCAAAGCAAAGGCACUACUCAACGAAUUUCAAACAUUUUCUUCUGGUGACCGACAAGCAGCAGACGGAGCAGACUCCGAGGAAUCGAAGGUGAAGCAAGUGGUUCAGCUUGAAAAAGCUUUCUCGAAAGGAAUAGCAGGGUCAUUGGAGACGCUCUUAAAAUCCCAACAUCCGUGUGAUUGGCUGAUUUUCGCCGAAAAGGCAGAUGCCGAGUCAUUCCUACUGUAUGGGGCACGUAGGGACGAGGAUCUAGAAGAUCUAGUUGAAAUUGAAAAGAAAUCGGGAGAAAAAGCGAAUGCAGGUCGGGAUGCAAAAGGAAAAGCAAAAGUCGAACAGUUUUCGCUGAACAAAAAUUACGGAUUCGAAGUUCUGCGUAGGCACGUCCCUGCAAUGCAAGAGUCGUCGGUUGAGGAGACGACCACGACAGCGAUGCGUCUUUCACCGAAAUCUACUUCCGGAGUUGCUUUUCUGAAGGAGCUAGAGCCUUCAUCUGACAUCUCCGUGCGCGCGGAAGAUAAAGAAAAAGACGGUUCUGGAACGCUAUUCAGCGACAGCGGGGGCCGUACCGAUGCAAUUGAUGGCCGUGACGAGAAAACCUUGACGGUACAGGAGCUAGAGCACGAAAUACGGGCCGGGCAGGCCUGUGCAAGUUACAUCUGGCUUGCAACUGACGAUCUUCUCCGUGCUGAGGUCCGGAAGGGCGUUGAUGAGGGUACGAUCAAAGAGGACACGCCGUUGCACGCUUCCCAACAAGGGAAGUUUCAACAAGAUGCGAGAACGACAGGUAGAAUUUCGAACCCUAGCUCGUCUUCCGCUGCUGUAAAAGCGGCAGCGUAACAAGAACUCUAGCUGCUUACGUGGAACACACAUAACGUCAUCAACUCAAGUAUCUAGCGCA